AUGGCAAAAUCGAAGUUCGGCCUUCUUCGGCGUGUCAAGGGCAAGCUGGCCUCAGCCCUUGGUAAAAUCGUUGCCCGGGUGCAUCGGAAGGACACUCAGAGACCUGAGAAUCCUCAUUGGGAAGGCUUCUCGGACGCUUUCAAUGGUGGAUCGACUGACUUCAGCUUUGUGACGACCCCAGAAUCGGCCUAUCGUCUACACAGCCCCCUUAUGCGGUCCCCCACCGGUCUCUUCGUCCAGCACACUGAUCCGAUCCAGGACCUAUCUUGGCCAGAACCGAUCGACCCACCUUCUGGCUCCAAUUUCUCCUAUGCUGACUUGCGUUACCUGGGCACGAAAUACUCGGAUGGGUCCAGCCGCGCCGCGCUCAGCUCCUCUCCGAGCUCUUUCUGGGAGACUGAGGCAUCUUCGGAUGCUCUCAUGACUUCACUGCUAAACGGUCUUCCAGAAAUUCCUCGGCUUCGACGAAGACCAGGUCGAAGAAACCUCCAGUUAGACCGUCCUUCAAGCCACCACGACGUGGCCUCUAUGUCGGAAAUUUCAAGUCUCGGUCACGGUGAAACAGAAUUUGCUGAGGCUUUGGACGAACCAUCUCAAACAGACAGCUCCCAGCAGCCACGCCAAGGUUGGGUCGACCACGAGGUCCGUCCGCAUCACAGUGUUUCGGAGGCUGUUGAAGCUCAGGAAUUCGCUUUGCCAGCGUCUGGAGGCGUUGAUGGUUCACCUGGACCCACCAUUCGUGAUGAUUCCGACUCGCCUUCGCCUCCUUCUCUGUCUCAAGCCGCAGUCUCUGACACUUCCUUGAAUUCGAAUCCUCAGCGACCACAGAAUCCAAUGGUACAGAACUUUGCCGUCGGCAGCAAUACGCUGCCUGAUCCAUUUAUGGCAGGUUCAGAACGGUGUCAAGCUCACCAGUUAUGGUCGGAGUUGUCGAGCUCUUCAGAUUCGAGGCCCAGUCCGGUAUACCAAGGCAAUGGGGUCUAUGUCCUUCACGAUGGGACUAUCCAUGAUAUCCAGCAUGGGCGUCGACAUGUCCAGGUUUCACCAGGAAGUGGAGUCCGCUCCGAUCAAGGAGAUGUGCAGAAUGUUUCUUCGGAUGAGGCAAAUCAGGCCGACAGAUUCGAUACUCCCAGCGGAGGGAGUGACUCGUUACCAUCAAGUCCUCCUCUGACCGCGAUCCGCCGUCUCCACACCGCGGUGUCGAAUCUCGAAGGAUUCACCUCACCUGCCGCACGGGAAGCCGUGCAUGACCUGGAGCAAGCAGUUGACGGCGUCGUAGCGAUUAUCGACACCCUUCUCGACGACAUUGAGGUCCAUGCAUUUAACGCCGAGGAGCGCCGGCGGAGGCUCGCCGACCAGCUCUCGGAACUGGCUAUGGCACACAGAGUGAUCCAAGAACGGGAUCGAGAGAUCAAUCGGCUCAACCACCCUGAGCUGUACGGUGAGAAUACCACACCCCCCGAGUACGCAUCUGACGCUCAGCAGGACCCUCGAUCUGUGACCCGAACUCCCGGCCGCGUGCAAGACAACAACUCACCCACGCCAGCGACUGUGGUUCGUCGCCCAGCGUCCGAGGGUGACCAUUCUAGUGACCGCCAGGUGUCCGUGACCGCAGAGGCUGGCUCCGCUGCACCCUCGUACUGCACCUCUCCUGAUACUGAAAGUGUUGUCCACUCACAAACUUUAGCUCCGCAAGUGGUCGCACAGGGGAGCCCAGCCUCCAGCCAGUCCAGAGAAUCCGACAAUAUAAUGUUGAGGCGGACACCGCGAUUCCGUCGCCCGACGCUGUAA
Molecule: messenger RNA, 1791 nt
Organism: Cladophialophora carrionii CBS 160.54
Lineage: Eukaryota; Fungi; Ascomycota; Eurotiomycetes; Chaetothyriales; Herpotrichiellaceae
Exons: 1
Coding region: 1-1791 (596 amino acids)
Source: RefSeq, a predicted model, not a curated record